AUUCACAAGAUGGAGAACACUGCAAGUUUGACGGACUGGGCUGAGGAAACGAAACGCAAACCAAGGAAAAUGUUGCCUUAUCGGCUCGCUUGUCAGGUGGGUUUGUCUUGCCACAACUGUUGAAUGGUCGGGGUGUAUGGAGGGUGAUCAGGGCCAGUUUAAAAUUGCAACACUUAAAUGCUCAAUUGAAAUGCUAAAAUUAUAAAUGCAUUUAUAGUUUCAUAUCAGUGUACAUGAUUCAUGAAACAAUGAAAUUGCAAUGUUACAAUUAAAAUAGCUGAUUGGAAACUAAAUGAAAAUGCUUAAAAUAAUUAUAAAUGGAAAGUGGCUGUUUUUGUGGUAGAAAUAUUUGACUCAAGUAGUCAACUCAAAAAUAUCUCAAGAAACUGGAGCUUGUGUAUCCAAAAAUUAGACUUGUAUUAUCUAAUAACAAAAGCCAAGCAGUUCCAUGGAACAACUGUCUCUCUUUAGCUUAGAGCUCCCUUUAUGCACACACAAAUGCACAAACAUGCUUACAUGGCAUAUACAGUUACUCCCCUUAUGGCAAAUUCCUAACUUAUUGUAGUUCUGCGCCACCCUUCUCUUUCAACGUCCAGCUGUCACACAUGGUCCACUCCAAAAGGUCAUGAAUGCUUUUUCUAUAUGAAGCCUCUCAUUCUAUUCGUUGCUUGGCUCAGGCACCUUCUUAAAAAAGAAUAUACAUACAUUCAUUUAAAGCACAGUUACAUACUGCAUUGGCUAUAUUCCUUAUUUAAGCAUGCAUCUGGAUUAUAAAAUAUCCAACAUGUUUAUUAUAUUUUACCUUUGGCAUCUCCCUACAUUUGCCUUAAUGAUACAUAAAAUAUCUAUAUUUUUAAUUUCACAGCUGCCCAAUUUAUUUAGCAGUUUCUCUUCAUUUUCAAAGUGUAUGCACAUUUUUCUGGUCUCAGGCAUAGUUACUCAACACUAGGCAAAGUUACUCAUCAAAUAUGCGUGGUCACCAUACCACGUCUUCCUGGUUAGUUGUUCGCAUGAUGCGUAACCCCUCUGAUACCUGAAGAGUUGCAUUGGCUAUAUAGCUUUGGUUUAGCGGGCUAAUGUUAUCUUCUGAUGUGCAGAAGACUCUUGUUUGAACCCUGUCAGUCAUAUCUGUGCCAUGGCUCAGAUUGGUCUCAGAAGAGGAGGUCGAAGGAUGGUUAAUUGUAACUGAGGUGUUUCAGUUACUACAUAUGCAUAAUGAGUAGGGGUUUAAACGAAAUUGGGAUCCUAAACUUUAAGACAAAUCCCUAACUGAAAAACACAUUUUUUUAGGUAGAUGCAUAAAGUAAACAGCCUUGUGUGUGAAUUUCCGCAGCAACUAAGAGCGAUGAAGCACAGGGCUGAACUUCUCUGCUGUUUUGGUGCCCUGUGGCCUCAUUUAUAACCCUUGUGUACAUUUUUACACUGAAUAUCUGCAUGCGCCAUUUCUGAAAAGACUGUGCACACACACAUAUUCAGAUUUAUAAACUUGGCACACGACAUGUAUACAUACGCAUAUUUCUCAUUUUAUAAAUCAGACUGGUCAUAAAGCUGUGUGCGUGAAUGAGCAUUAUAACUCUGCCUAAACAAUGCUUUUUAUGGUGACAAUAAAACCCUUUAUUUGCUGUAUAAUUUGUAACUAUUUGCAUUAGGCCAUGGCAUGCGAAAGACUAAUUGUUGUUCAAUAUUUAGUUUAUCAAUAGAUUAUUGGGAUUCAAUGCCUGCCUUGGUAUAGGCUCUGAGAUUAAAUAGGCAAUGAUGUCGCACUCCUAUUACACAGCAAUACUGUAGCCUAAGCUUACCCAUACUGUCAAAUAUUUUACAUACUGUAAGCUACCAGUCUAUUUACUGUGUUGGCAGGAUGUUUUUUAAUCUUUAGCAGUAAUUGAUACUGUAUCUGGAAAAGGACUGUCAGUUUCUGAAAGAGAACAUUGGCAAAUUGUUGUGAACGUGUCAGCAGAACAUUUGAAUUCAACAAUGUUUUGCAUCAACUUUGACUGCCCACGAAUUCUGAAACAUUGUCUAAGGCAGGCUACGAUGUGUUUAAUUUUACAGUACUUACAGUAGCGCCUACUUCAAGAUAAAAUACAAACUGUUUACCUGUUAAACUCUACUGUAUACCGGUAUUAUAAACCGUGCUGCCUAUGAUAUUGCAAAAGUUGAAAUACAUAUAGCCUAUCUAUUUUCUGGCCUACUAGGUCCAAUUAAAUGAGAGAUGCGCAUGAUCAUUUGUUGUAUGGCUCCUUCGAGAAUAUGAACCCGGUCUUCUGAUUUUCGCUCUUCUCACUAAUGCAUGGUAUAAAGUUUGUUGGGAGGUGCACAUACUCAUGUCAAGUAUUUUUUAAACAUUUAUGCCAACUUUUGCGUGAACUGGCGCACGCACAUUUUGGGGUAUAUUUUGUACAUGCGCGCGGUUUAUACAUUAUUUUGGAGUCGACUCUCCACCACUACUUCAUCAUCGUUAACAGUUGGAAAAAUGGCAGAGAAAGGCAAGCAACAGCAGCGAAGUCCUGAAUGGCAGUACUUUGAGAAGGAAAUGCAAACUUUGCGACGUAAUGGUAGUACAGGUGCAAUGCUUAACCAUCUGAAAGGGAUGCUCCGUGAGACCCAAACUGUUGCUGGUAGCUGCAUUGUGAAUUCACAUGGAAUUUUAAUGUAUUUUUUCUUAGUUUUAACAGGAAAAACAAAAGUAGUUUAAACGUAAAUAAAAAGUGUUAAUUUGUCACAUCCCAUAAUGAUGAGUAGGCCUAACCUUGCCUGAGACAUGAAGCGUUGCAUUCGCUCCCUGAGUCAAUUUGCAUACACUGAAAAUUCACAUGGAAAUUGGAAAGUGAUAACGCUUAAUUGGUUAGUUGAAAAAUGAAAACAUCCAUUUAAGAUUUCACUUUGCACAUUGCAUUUAGGGUUUUCUGUUUACCAUUUGGCUUCUUCCAUUGACCAUAAUCAUUUUUGUUGUUGUUACUAUGCAAUUUAAUUGUGGCGUUAAUCAUGCACACUGAUAUAAAAAUGCAUUUAUAAUUUUCACAUUCCUAUUUAGUAUUGCAUUUUCAAACUGGCACUGAUCACCCUCCAUAUGGGUGACUGGUGUGUCUGAAAUGUGAAUGUGUUUUGACAAAUUUGUCAUGGCUGUUAGAAUAAUCACCUAUCCAUAUGACUUAUACACAAUAUACAAUUCUUGUAAGUCAUGGCUAUGAUACAUUAUGAAUGAUGAUUUCCGGCUGUAGGACUGUGGUGUGAAGUUUGACACCAUCGGCAGCUUCAAGCAGCAUGUCCGCAGGAAGCAACAUCAACAGGUGUGAUGUCAUGCAGCUCACAAUUGUUCAAGAUGUGCUUUGUACAAACUGCGUUUCUAAGCCAUGGCAGGCCAACCCUCCAAGAGAGCUACUGGGGGUGCAUGCUUUAGCUCCAGCCCUGCUCUAAUACACCUGACUCAGUUUAUCAAGGUCCCAAGGAGCAGGUUAUUUAUCUUAUGUGUGUUAGUGCAGGGCUGGAACAAUAGCCAGUAGCUCUGCAGGAAGACUGUUCGCCACCCCUGCCAUAGAAACGCUGCCUGUACAAACCACAGCAGGAAAUCAAGGUCUCGUGAUAAGAGAAGUGAAACACAGUGCACAUUUUGUUCAAGGAUGUGCUUAAGUUUGAGACAUCUGUAUUUUUUUAGGCAUUAUAAUUUUUAUAUUGGUGUGUUUUUAAAUUGGCAUUAAAACCACUUGACAUCUUUUAUCUUUCUUUGCGUCUGUGUGUCCGUCCCUCCAACUACAGCAAGUGGCAGAGCUCUUCCAGACAGGUAGGGUGUGUCUGGCUAUCGGUCUCUUGUUGCAGAAUGCUUAGAAUAGAUUUUUAUCCAAAAGGUGAUAAACGGAUAUAGUUUAUUGUUGUUAUACUGUAACCUUUCUAAGUGCCCAGUGAAAAUCAUAUUUUUACUGAUACUCAAAUAAUGUUGUUGACUUGUCGUAUACUCGUAUUUAUGGCCAAAGCAUGAAUAGGAGAAAAACACUUAAACCCAACCUCAAACUUGUAUCUCAAGCAGACCGUUUAAAAAAAAUGCUUGCUAUUUCUUCAUAGAACAUGUUACAGUGGCAUGCGAAAGUAUUCACCCCCCUUGGCAUUUUUCCUAUUUUGUUGCCUUACAACCUGGAAUUAAAAUAGAUUUUUUGGGGGGGGUUUGUAUCAUUUGAUUUACAUAACAUGCCUACCACUUUGAAGAUGCAAAAUAUUUUUUAUUGUGAAACAAACAAGAAAUAAGACAAAAAAACAGAACUUGAGCUUGCAUAACUAUACACCCCCCCCCAAAGUCAAUACUUUGUAGAGCCACCAUUUGCAGCAAUUACCCCAAGACACUUGCAGCUGUAUGUCUCUAUAAACUUGGCACAUCUAGCCACUGGGAUUUUUGCCCAUUCUUCAAGGCAAAACUGCUCCAGCUCCUUCAAGUUGGAUGGGUUCUGCUGCUGUACAGCAAUCUUUGUCAUACCACAGAUUCUCAAUUGGAUUGAGGUCUGGGUUUUGACUAGGCCAUUCCAAGACAUUUAAAUGUUUCCCCUUUAAACCACUCAAGUGUUGCUUUAGCAGUAUGCUUAGGGUCAUUGUCCUGCUGGAAGGUGAACCUCCGUCCCAGUCUCAAAUAUCUGGAAGACUGAAACAGGUUUCCCUCAAGAAUUUCCCUGUAUUUAGCGCCAUCCAUCAUUCCUUCAAUUCUGACCAGUUUCCCAGUCCCUGCCAAUGGAAAAACAUCCCCACAGCAUGAUGCUGCCACCACCAUGCUUCACUGUGGGGAUGGUGUUCUCGGGGUGAUGAGAUGUGUUGUGUUUGCGCCAAACAUUAGCGUUUUCCUUGAUGGCCAAAAAGCUCAAUUUCAGUCUCAUCUGACCAGAGUUCCCUUUUCCAUAUGUUUGGGCAGUCUCCCACAUGCCUUUUGGCGAACACCAAACGUGUUUGCUUAUUUUUUUUCUUUAAGCAAUGGCUUUUUUCUGGCCACUCUUCCGUAAAGCCCAGCUCUGUGGAGUGUACGGCUUAAAGUGGUCUUUUGGACAGAUACUCCAAUCUCCGCUGUGGAGCUUUGCAGCUCCUUCCGGGUUAUCUUUGGUCUCUUUGUUGCCUCUCUGAUUAAUGUCCUCCUUGCCUGGUCCCUGAGUUUUGGUGGGCGGCCCUCUCUUGGCAGGUUUGUUGUGGUGAAAUAUUCUUUCCAUUUUUUAAUAAUGGAUUUAAUGGUGCUCCGUGGGAUGUUCAAAGUUUCUGAUAUUUUUUUAUAACCCAACCCUGAUCUGUACUUCUCCACAACUUUGUCCCUGACCUGUUUGGAGAGCUCCUUGGUCUUCAUGGUGCCGCUUGCUUGGUGGUGUUGCAGACUGUGGGGCCUUUCAGAACAGGUGUAUACAGUUGAAGUCGGAAGUUUACAUACACUUACGUUGGAGUCACCAACUAACUAUCAUGGUCCAAACUAAAUUUCACUUCACCAUAGAGCAGCAUAGGGUUGCUUUCUGUCAACCCAGUCAGUAUUAUGUGUCUCUGAGACAAUAUAACUCUUAAAUCUUAAUUUAAAAAGUAACAGUUUAGGAGAACAAGGGCUCACUGUUUUCCCUUCUCCCUUUUGUCUCUCUCCCUCCCACUUUCUCGUCCCCUCUCUCUCAGAUGAGCACCAAGGUCAAGGUAAGCCAAUUCUGCCGUCUUCAGUUAACAAAGUAGUCAACCCUGGACUUUAAGUGUAAAGACUGGAAGACGAGUCUGAAUCUGUUCUCUGUUAUGGCUCUAUUCCAUUUCGAUCCCUAGCUCUUUCCCCUAGCCCACUCUCCAAGCCCCUUCCUCUAGUCUAGCCCCUACCCCUUCACUGUUCACAAUGUGAAUGGACUGGAUUGAUCUCACUCGCUCUGUGUAUUUUUUUGGUGUAGUCUACUUUGCCUCUAUCUUGGUUCUGGAGCAUCUUGGCAGGAAACCCACAAACGACCCACAUCCCAUCAUCGGUAAGUAGAAGUGUGUGUGUGUGUGUGUGUGUGUGUGUGUGUUCCUUCGUUUUUUGUGUGUGUUUCUGACUUCUUGAUUUGUGUAUGUCCCAGGUCUGUGCCUGGUGACAUUGUGUGUGAGUCCAGAGUGGAGGGAUACGUUCUACCUUUGUCACGUGUGUGAGGAGAAGUGUGGCCCAGGACAGAUCGUAGACCACCUCACCUCCGCUGACCACCUCUCCAACUACUACGUAAACACACACACACACACACACACACACACACACACACACACACACAAAUGAAACAAAACAAAUUACAGACUCCUCUGGCUGCAGUUUAAUUGAAGUGUGUGUGUAUCAGAGCUACACAGACCCUGAUGUGUUGAGUUUCUCCUGGAUGCCUUCCAUGGAUAUGUCGAACUGCAUACGGCCGCUAGCUGUCAAAGAGAUUGACAAGAAUGGACCUGGAGUGCUACGGGUAACUGUGGGUGUACUGGUUUUCACAUUGUGCCUGGUGUGUGUGCUGUGUCGGGCCUACUCACAUGUUUGUGUUUGUAGGUGCUGGACAUGCCUAAGAGUGUGUCUGUGAGGUUGAAGAGAAGUGGCUACUCUAAAGGUACAACUGUCACCAUUACUGCUAUUCAUUGGUACAGUAAGAAGAGUUACUCCACACGAUUAACUAGCUUUUCCCCUCACUCACUCAGUCAUGCAGGCUCUGACUCAGACUGACAGGCUGGCUGAGUGUAUCAGAGGUGAGUGAGCAUGUCCUUUUCUCUUCCUCUUCAAUCACUUCUUUAUCUCUAGUUUAACAUGGACAUGUUUACACCAUCUAUCACACUCUUCUCUCACUCAUCCCUCUUCCUCUCUAGCUGACAGACCAGAGAGGAUGACUAUACAGGAGUACCACAGAGACCCCAACAGGAAACACCCUCUGCUGGGUAGGAACCAUUAUCAUCAAUAACACUGUAGCAGGGGGGAAGAGGAAGGCUGUGACACAGUAUGUCAGUGACCUCAAAAUGGCGUGUACACAUCGCAGUAGGCUCUGGUUCUAGAGACCCAUAACCACUAGCGUUGCACGGUGUACCGAAACUUUUUCGAAACUAUAACAUGAAAAACGGUCCGCUAUUAGAAUGUAUUUCUGUCAAAUGUGUUGCACAUUUGAAAAUAAACUAAAUGUAUUGAACUUGUUAGAAAAUGUAUUCAUUUGCCCAAGCUUAUUGUAAGACAUGAACAGAAUGCAUCAGUGAUUUGUAUUCCCUGAAACUUUCUGAAGGAAUGCCCCGGCUGUGUGUGCCGUGCAUGUAUAUCUACCACUUUGUGUAGCCGUUAUGAUGCUAAUGAUAAGUCUUCAGGUAGAUGGAAAGGCUUUCCCAAAAACCUUUUCAAUUAAGUACAAAUUAGCCUAUGCCUACCUGGCAGAAUAAUUAUUAUUAACAGUGCUAGGCUCAUGCCACUUAAAUUAAAAGGUAACUACACUCAAAUCUAUAUUUCUUAGAAUUUUCCCAGACCUCAAAAGUGGUCUCCUGAUAUGGUUUAAGCGUUGUUGUGGACUUAACACAUUCAAUUUAGUAGUUUUUCUAUAAAAGUGUCUUUUUUUUAAACCUGAAAGAACUGGGAAACAUCUGUCAUUUUUGCCGCGGUAUCAUGAUACUAAACCUUUGAUGGUAAUUAAAAUAUUGAGAACAAGUUUAUGACAAAUGCUUGAAUUCAAGUCUUUAUUUGCCAAACCUAAGUUUUACAUCUCCAAGUAGUUCUAGUACAUUCUGAACAACAACAUGUUCACAAGUCUAAAUAUAAACAUGACAUCAGCAUUAUACACUUAUUCAAGUUCUGUUACUCCUAACGAGUAGGCUUUCUUCCUUAUCUAUCAAAACACACACAAGCAGGGGUGAGAUGGCACACAGGCCCUCUCACCUCCCCUGGUGCCUUUGCUUAGGUCAUGCUGACACAGGCUCACAGGCUUGAGUAUAAUCACAGUAUACAUUUUUCAUUCACAAUGCAAAUAAGAGUGCCCUUUCAUCUCUAUGGUUCCCGUCAAUAGCCAGAGCAUAAACCUGAGGCGAGUUCAACAAGCUUUCUGUUUGCCGUGAACAUGUUGCCAGAGUAACAAUUUCAGUUGAACGAUUUUUGAGUGAACAUUCCAAAAUGUUACGGUGAAACAUCAGACAGCUACUUUUUGUAAGAAUUACUGUUGCUUUUUAGCGACAAUAUUCAAAAUGAAAACGACUUAGCUAUUCUUACUAAAUAUAGUAGAAAGUCUACAUGGCCACUUGAUUAUUUUUAGCGACAGUUUAGACCUGAAACAGACACUUACGUUCGCCGCACACUAUCUUCUCAGACUGUUAGCGGCUAACACAAAACAAAUGGAUUAUGUUAGCCAACGUUCACAAACUAUUUCCCUUGUUGAACACACCGCUGUGUCAGUGACUCCCCCUAACUUCUGACCCUUUACCUGUGACCUGUAGGUCUAGAGCACCUGGUGGAGUACUGCUGUGAGGGGCGUGGCCAAAGGAGAUCCUACCUCUGUCAGCUCUGUCGCCUCCCCGUCCCCUCACGGAUUGUCAUCCAACACAUACUCAGCUUCAACCACCUCUACUGGUACUUCGUAAGUAACUGUUUGUGUGUCUGGGGACUCACACUUGGCGAGAAUCUGCAACCAGUCAUUUUCAAUGAAAGGACAGACACACAUCAACUUAAAGGUCGACCACAAGAGAGCAAGCAACCAAUGUUCUGCAUUUCCCAAUAUUUUGCAAAUUGCAGCGAUGCGACUGCACGAUAGCCAAUCGGAAGAUUGUUCCCCCCCCCCCCCCCCAUGGGUGUAUAAACUACUUCAUCGCUCAUUAUCAAGUGUGAGUCUGUGUAUGUGCGUGUGUGUUACACCCUCUACUGGUAUUUCUUGACUAUGUCUGUGUGUAGAAAGCGUGUCACCCCUCCACCCUCCUGAUGAAGGACUGUUAUAAGGAGUACAGCUGCAGUUUCAGCUCCAUGAUCCUGGACCUGGCCAAUCAGGCGCAAGCCAUCAGCCAGUCAGCCAAUAAGGAGAUACAGGUGAACAAUGCCACACCCUGAUCUGUUGAGACCGCACCCCCAAACCAAUAAUUGAAUCUGACUGAUAGCCUAAUGGUCUGUCUGUUUGUUACAGCGAGUUGUGUUGGAACCAGCAGAGUUCUCCUCAGUGGAGUUUGUCUACAUAGCGGGUGAGUAGACACGCAUACAAAUGCACUCUUUAAAAUAAUUCAUAGAUGUGCCCUAGGGUGGUCUAGAGGUCUAAGCCUCUGCCUCCGGAACACAUAAAGUGUUGCAGCAUGGGGUUGAAACCGGCCAACUGCUAUUUCAGCAACUAUUUCAGCAACUCACACCUUUUUUAAUUUUUUUAAAUCAUACAUACAUAUUUUGAUUCUCAAAUGUGUGUACACACUGCAGGGUGUCUAACACAUAGUCUGACAUAUCUUUGCUGUGUGUAGCUCUGAGGAAGUUGCAGACCAUUAGGAGCGAGCGUAAGGAGGGCAGCCUUAAGACCAGCAUUACACCUGGAGACAAACUGGGUACGUACUGGGAAGGAAUGGUUUCACAUGCUGCCUUGUUGAAAAGCACAUCUCUAACUCUGUUCAAUGUCUAUUCCUUCCUCUGUUUGUAUGACUUCUGCCUCUCGCUCAGUCACCCUCAAAUCAAAGUUUAUUGGUCACGUACACAGUUUUGCAGAUGUUAUCGCAGGUACAGCGAAAUGUUUGUUUCUAGCUCCAACAACGCAGGAAUAUCUAGCAAUGCAGUACACACAUAAUCUAAAAGUAAAACAAAAAGUAAGAACAACAAAUUAAGAUAUAUCAGAACGAGCAAUGACUGAGUCCGGAAUAUAAAUAUAUAUACUAAAUGGUCAAAUGUAUGUGGACACCUGCUUGUCGAACAUCUCAUUCCAAAAUCAUGGGCAUUAAUAUGGAGUUGGUCCCCCCUUUGCUGCUAUAACAGCCUCCACUCUUCUAGGAAGGCUUUCCACUAGAAGUUAGAACAUUGCUGUGGGGACUUGCUUUCAUUCAGCCACGAGCAUUCGUGAGGUCAGGCACUGAUGUUGGGCAAUUAGACCUGGCUCGAAGUCGGCGUUCCAAUUAAUCUCAAAGGUGUUUGAUGGAGUUGAGGUCAGGGCUCUGUGCAGGCCAGUCAAGUUCUUCCACACCGAUCUCGACAAACCAUUUCUGUAUGGAUCUCGCUUUGUGCAUGGGGGCAUUGUCAUGCUGAAACAGAAAAGGUCCUUCCCCAAACUGUUGCCAAAAAAUGGAAGCACAGAAUCAUCUAGAAUCCAAUGGCGGCAAGCUUUACACCACUCCAGCCGAUGCUUGGCAUUGUGGAUGGUGAUCUUAGGCUUGUAUGCUGUAGCGUUAAGAUUUCAUUUCACUGGAACUAAGGGGCCUAGCCCGAACCAAGAAAAACAGCCCCAUACCAUUAUUCCACCAAACUUUACAGUUGGCCCUAUGCAUUGGGGAAGAUGGCGUUCUCCUGGCAUCCGCCAAACCCAGAUUCGUCCGUCGGACUGCCAGAUGGUGAAGCGUGAUUCAUCACCCCAGAGAACGCGUUUCCACUGCUCCCGAGUCCAAUGGUGGUGAGAUUUACACCACUCCAGCCCGACGCUUGGCUGGAGGCUUGGAAACCCAUUUCAUGAAGCUCCUGACCAGCAGUUCUUAUGCUGAUGUUGCUUCCAGAGGCAGUUUGGAACUCGAUAGUGAGUGUUGCAACCGAGGACAAUUUACACUCGGUGGUCCCAUUGUGUGAGUUUGUGUGGCCUAUCACUUGCUCCUAGAUGUUUCCGCUUCACAAUAACAUUGCAUGUCUGUGUGCUCGAUUUUAUACACCUGUCAGCAACGGGUGUGGCUGAAAUAGCCUAAUCCACUAAUUUGUGUAUGUAUAUGAAUAUAAAAGGUGUGUACAGCAGUAGCUAUACAGUGCCUUCAAAAGGUAUUCACCCACCUUGACUUUUCCCCAAUUUUUGUACAGCCUGAAUUUCAAAUGGAUUAAAUGGAUUUUGUCACUGGCCUACACACAAUACCCCGCCUACACACAAUACCCCAUAAUAUCAAAGUGGAAUUUUUUGUUGUUGAAACUUGUAGAAAUUAAUAAAAAAUGAAAAGCUAAAAUGGCUUGAGUCAUUAGGUAUUCAAACCCUUUUGUUAUGCAAGCCUAAAUAAGUUCAGGAGUAAAAAUUUGCUUAACAAGGCAAAUAAUAAGUUGCAUGGACUCUGUGUGCAAUAAUAGUGUUUAACAUGAUUUUUGAAUGGCUACCUCAUCUCUGUACCCCACACAUACAUUUAUCUGUACGGACCCUCAGUCGAGCAGUGAAUUUUAAACACAGAUUCAACCACAAAGACCAGGGAGGUUUUCCAAUGCCUCGCAAAGGGUAGCUAUUGGUAGAUGGGGGAAAAAUGGGGAAAAAAUAAAGGAAUGCAGCUAAGCACAGGCAAAUUGCUUGGAGUUGCUUACCAAGACGACUCUGAAUGUUCCUGAAUGGACGAGUUACAGUUUUGACAUAAAUUUGCUUGGAAAUCCAUGGCAAGACCUGAAAAUGGUUGUCUAGUAAUGAUCAAUCACCAAUUUGACAGAGCUUAAAGAAUAAUGGGCAAAUGUUGCACAAUCCAGGGUAGAGUACCGGGUGUUAGCCGGAUAGUGACAGUGUCUAAGGUUCAGGGCAGGGUACUGGACGUAGACUGGCUAGUGAUGACUGUUUAACAGUCUGAUGGCCUGGCGAUAGAAGCUGUUUAUUAGUCUCCCGCACCCUGGGGUGUAUUCAGGAUCUUUGGAUGUUACUGGAGUGCUUUGUAACCAAAGUUCUGCUGAAUUGCAGAAGGUAGUCAUGUGGUGCCAUCUAACUAGCCUCUGUUAAUGGUGUUCUAUAACUUCCCUCUCCCCCCCCCCCUCCCUGGCCUCAAUGUAUGUUCAACCCGUUAUGUGGCCUCUAAAAGGACUAUGAAACAUGAAUAAGGCUUUAGGUUUCAACUCUCUGAAUAGUACAGUGCCAGAGGACCUCCUGUGUGCUGGGUCAGGGUACGUGGCUCUGGACGAAUGUGCCGUACACACUACCUGACUAGCUCACUGGGAGAGAAGAGGAACUGUUGUGGUAGAAAUAUUUAACUCAAUAUCUCUCAGAAACCGACACUUGUGAAUUCAGAAUAUACUUUAUUACAACGUAACAAAGCCGAGCUGGUCCCUGACUCGGCGCUCUCGUUUUAUACAGUUUUAUGCUUACACAAAAUUUAUAGUCAUGCUUAUACAGCAUACAUAGUUACUCCUCUUUAUGUAAAUGAUAAACAUCUUUCAGUACCACGCCACAAUUAGCUUUCAAAGUCCAAGUACCCCGUACUGUUUACUUUCAGGUCUAUGUGUCGUUUCUCUAGUUGGGGCCUUUGCCUCUUAUCUCAUUAUAUUGGUGGCGUGGCUCGGACACUUUCUCAAAAAAUAAUAUACAUACAUACGUUAAAGAACAGUUACACAAUGUAUUGACUAUAUUCACUAUCCAGGCAUGCAUCUGGAUUACAAAGUGUCAAUCAUGUUUAUGUGUUGCCCUUAUCAUUUCAUAACAUAUGUACUAGAAAAUUAUCCAUACUGUUCCAAAACAACUUUCCCGUUGAAAUUUGCCUAUGUGGCAUCGGUAGUAGUCAUAUAUAUAUACAUAAAUUAUAGUUCAAUCGAGUACAGGCUUAACUGAAUGACAACCGCAACAGAAUAUAAUAAGGACUUUUAUUGAUUAGUUUGAGGUAGGCCUCGUCUCCUGAGAAAUGCUCGUCAUAGCCAGAUGCUGAUGACCGGUUACCCUAUGCUGGGCAGCUGACAUUGAAACCCCCCGCUGGGGGAAAGGAGUUCCAAUGACUGGCCUUAAGGUUAUUAUGUUGGGGGAGGUGGAAGGUCGUUGGAAGUCUGUUGCGGCAAAAAACGUGGGAGACGCAAGGCUAGAAUUGACAUAUAAAUACUCCUAGAUUCAUGCCCAUUAGUUGAAAGAAAGAAAAGUGAUCAUUGCAAAAGGUUAAUCAGCAACCGUGGUGGAUUUGCCUUAGUGUGCCAUGCUCAUAGGCUAAAGUUAAUAGGUGAAUGACAUUCCACUCGCUUGCUAAUAGGAAAGGAGGAGAGAUGUGAUGCUAAACUGAUGAGGUAACAUUGACACUACCCUAUAAAUACCUGCUAUGCUGAAAAGGUAUCAUUAUAACCACUACCACAUAAAUACACACCUGCUAUGCUGAUGAGUGCGAUAGGAAUUCUGAGUUUACUAAAUUAAUGAAAAGUGACGAUCCAUUCAGACCAGCCUUACUGAUUGAACAUUCGUAACUACAUUCACAAAAUGUUAUGAAAAAGGGUAAAAACGAUAAAUUUGGACGUAAGUUAGUGUUUUCUAAAACAAGAAAGUCUGAGAUGAGGGGAAUCUGUGACAUCUCUGCUUUUCUAAUAUUUGAAGGUUUGGUUUGAUUUCAAGUAAUGCCGACUAACACGUGGGUGUUUGUUCGUAAUGUGAAGGGAAAAUUAAGCAUAAUGACAAUUGUGUUAGACAACUGUACUGUGUGCUUUUAAAGUUAUUAUCCAAGUUGAACUAGAACUGGACAAAUCUGGAUUUGAGGAAGGGGAGUAUGAAACAUGGUAAUCCCACAUGUGUUAUACAUUGAAGAGAAGGGGGUGGGAGGGUUGUAUAUCACUUGGAUACCUAUAUGUAUGUCUUAUAUAAUAGAUACGCUUGCCAAAAAAAGAAUACUGAUCUUAACCAGAUGUUCCUUGCCUAAAUGAGCUAAAAUGUAUUUCUGUCUAAGAGAGUCCAAUGCAGGCUGCGUCCAGAAAAGGUCUCCCCUGCGCAGGUCACUAUUGAAUAAACCCUGGGUGAAUGCUUAACAGUUUUCACGACUACAAGAGCCGAUUUUUCUACAACAGUAAGUUUUCUCUCUGAGCUCACACCGACCGUGGUAACGUUAGAGGUUGGAUAUUCAACAGAAAUGUGGCUCUAUUGGUCUAGUUAGGGACCGUCAAUAAAUAACACAAUUUAAAUGGGACAAUAUUUUCUAAAUUCAAUUACGCCAAAUGUUGCUUACUUAGAAACCUCACCAACUGUAAAUUGUAAAAAUUCAUAAUCAAAUAUUGACAUUUCAUUACAACUGGAAGGUGUGAAAAUAUUGUUCCAUGUACAUUGUGUAAUUUAUUGAUGGUCCCUAACUAUCCCCAAUAGAGCUGCUAGUCUGUCGAAUAUCCAACCUCUAACUUUACUGCGGUCGCACAUCGGAAGCUCCGGCUAAAGAGUAACGUUCUGAUCUCACAUCAGUCAAGCACCGACGCUAAUUGGCUAAAGGUGGCUAAAACCGACGCGAAAACAGCCCGUACAGCCUUUUCUUUAAAACGUCCCAGACAGAACACUCACACCCUACCUGAAUACCUGGUUUACUUAAGGCUGGGGCUUAAAGCACUACGGGUUUGCUAGAGCAGAGAGGUGAUCUGAGUGGUCCAAUACAGGACAUAAUAUAUAUAUAUAUAUAUAUAUAUAUAUAUAUAUAUAUAUAUAUAUAUAUAUAUAUAUAUAUAACAGAACGAGUAUGGAGAGUGGAAUGUGCUGAUGUAGAAUAGUCUAAGUAAAGUAUGAUGAUAUAUAGAAGAGAAGGUACUGCCCUCCUCAAUCAGUUUGAGUGAAUGUUUCAGAUUGUGCCUUUUCAUGGCAGGGCCCCUGAUCGUAUCUCUCUCUGUUCCUCCUUCUAAUAAUAAUAAUAAUAAUAAUAAUAUGCCACUUAGCAGACGCUUUUAUCCAAAGCGACUUACAGUCAUGCGUGCAUACAUUUUUGUGUAUGGGUGGUCCCGGGGAUCGAACCCACUACCCUGGCGUUACAAGCGCCGUGCUCUACCAGCUGAGCUACAGAGGACCACUUCUGCUCUGUGGUUGGUGUUUGGCCAAGUGCACUCAAUGUCCCCUCUCCCUCUUCGAUAACACUUUAUUUGGAUAGUCCAGCUGUAGAUUAUCCAACCCUUAUCCUAACCGUAAACUUAACUCUUAGCCUAACCUAACCCUUAUUCUAAACCGUACCGUAACCAUAGCAAGCAGUUGCUUAUCAACAGAUGGUUUGUUAAUGGUAUGGCCAUCUGUAGAGCAUCUAGAUGGACUGUCAGGACUAUCCAAAUCAAGUGUUACCCCCUCUUUCUCUCUGUUUUAGAGUUGUGCAAGUCAGGGACUCAAACUCUCUCUGAUGUUCUCUGUCUGGAUCUUCUUUAGUUCCUUUCUCAGAAGGGUCAAUGCUUACCAAAGAUGUUACCAUGACUACCAUUGCUGAGACUGUUCCUAUGGAGACCAAGUCAAGCCCAGAGACCUCUGUCACACCUACAGCUGUUGAGGAGACUGUAGCUACAGCUGUUACUACUGUAGCUACAGCAAGUACUGCUCCAGUUGUUACCACCGCUACUAGCCAGAGAGGGACCUGUCGACUGCGCUGUCAGGUGAGGAGGAAUUCUGUUCCUCACAUCACACUGUAGCCACAAUUUCUCAUUUACUACAGUGUCCUUCCGUACUUAACCUCAGGUAAAAGUUCUGCUCCAGGACUGGUGACAUGCCUCCUCUCUAAUGUUGGAAUAGUGGCUGCUCAACAUGUUUUCUCUACAUCUGGAAAUACUUAAACUCUGUCCCACGCACUCUGAGGAACAGGAGGCCCAUCAAUUGUGUGUGUGUGCAUCACUAUCAUCUCUGUAUCCACUUCAGGACUGCAACGUGAUAUGCAAGUUUGUGUCGCAGUACAAGUUACAUGUGCGUCACUGGAAACACAAGAAGAUGCUAGGAGAUAUCUUUGGACCAGGUACUAGUGAUGUUGACCACCAACAAUACAAUUCAACUACUGCAUCGUUGCCCAAUCAUACUAUACAUCUUUUAAGAGUUACAUUGUUUAUAAAGCAUAAGAAGAGUGGCUAGAUUAACGAAUCUUCCCCGAGGUUGUCUGAGGCAGAAGAAAGAGAGAGAGAGAGAGAGAAGUCUAUUCUGUCUCUCUCGCAGAGAGAGAGAGAGAGAGAGAGAGAGAGAGAGAGAGAGCGAGAGAGAUGAGAGGAAGGAGAGAGAGAGAGAGAGAGAGAGAGAGAGAUGAGAGAAGAUCGCUCUCUCUCUCCUAUAUCUACUCUCUCUCUAUCUCCUCUCUCUCUCUCUCUCUCUCUCGCUCUCUCUCUUCUCUCUUUCUCUCUCUCUCUCUCAUAUAUUCUCAUUCUCAGGGGACGAGGACAGUAAAGGUGAGUUCUUCUGACUCCAAUGAAAUGUAUAUGUUUCAUAUGUUCAUCUCACCGUCUAGUUCUACUGGCCAUAAAGAUCACUCUGACAACACUCUUCCUUCCCCUCUUUCUGCCGUUGGUAUAGCCUGCAUCCCAUCCUUUACCAUGUAUGAGUACCUCCGGAACCCAGAAAGAACCGAACCAAUUAUUGGUAAAGGGGUGACCUCUUUUCAGAAAAAUGUCAGAAGUUAAUAUUAAAUGUAUAUUAAAUAUUAUGCUCUGUUUUAUCCCUGUUGGGCUACCAUACAUACUGUAAUCUGACGGACUCCAUUUCCCAGGUGUCUAUCUGAUGGUGAUGUGUGUGAGUACUGAGUGUUGGAAAACACCCUUCUACCUGUGUCACACCUGUCAGGAGAAAAUCCCUGCCCAUCUUGUCAUGACUCAUCUCACCUCCGCACUCCACCUUCAACACACCCUGGUCAGUGUGUAUGUGUGUUGCUUUUUAGAUCACCCUUUAUGUGCUACGACUGCUUCUAAAUUAUUUUUCAAACAUCUGUUGUGCUUAUGAAGCCUUAUGAAUGCUUUAUAAAGUCUGUGUAUAAAUUGUAGUUAGUUGAAUGUGGGUGCCCUAUCUCUCUGUGUAUCAGAUGUACCAGAGUCCGCAGCGUCUGCCAUUCGGCUGGGGGACAGAGUUGGGCCUGGAGGUCCUGAAGACUCUGGCCUGGGAGGAGGAGAGAGUCCGAGGAGAGAAAGACAAUGUACUGAAGGUAGGGAAGGAUGGGGGGAGGAGGAGAAGGAGAUGGAGCUAAAGAGAGGAGGGGAAGCUGCUCUGGAGAUGUAAAGGUUUAUGGUUUCUCACUCCUUUUCUUGUCCUCGCUCUCUCCCCCAGGUGUUUGAUAUUCCUGCCAGUGUUUUCCACAGCAUUCAGAUGUUCUCCUACCCCUCUGGUAAGACAUCUCCCCACUAAAAAUAAGAAUAUAUUUAUUUUAUAUAGCGCUUUUCAUUACAAAGGGAAUCUCAGACACUUUUAAAAAACAAAUUUAGGGUUGUGGCAGGUUUAGUCUUAGGCGAUGGUCUUCCACAGCUUAUAAUGUUGAUACUGAUAGUGUUGAGGCAGUUCAGAAAGGUAUUGGAGAGGGCGUUGACGGUACAGGGAAGGAGAAGUGUCAGUCUUCAUUGGGCACCUCGUAGUCUCUUCCUCCGUGGGUAGGCUGGAUCAUCAACUGCCGAAAGUGUAGCACUGCCUGCAUUCAUGUCCUCUCUUGUGCUCGCUCACUCUCAUCCCCUUCUGUUUGACCUCAUCCUCUAGCCAUGAAGAGACUCAAGGACUUCCAUCAUUAUCUAAAAGGUUAGUAGACAUUCAUCAUAAAGUUUCUCUGGUGUCAUAAGAGGAGCAAUCAGGGCUCUAAGAAUGUUUUACUGUCUGUGUCCAUGUGUGGUAUCCUUAGUUGACAGGCCGCUGACGUUUUCCGCCCAUCUGAACAACAAAGAGAGGAAGUUUCCUAUGCUGGGUGAGUACAGAGAAAAUGGAAACAGGAAGCAAAAGGGUUUAAACUAAGUAAAAACAUAGUAAAGACCUGGUCAAAUGGAGGUGGAAACAGACACUGGAAGCAGACCCAGAAUGCAGGCAUACAGAAAGUAGACAAACAAAGUGGACAUAUAGGAAGUAGACCUACAGGAAACAGAAAUACAGAAGUACAAACGCUAUACAAACAGGAAGUGUUUAUUGUGGAGGUCCUUACCUUACCCUCUAAUGGGUAUUAACCACUAUAGCUUUGUGGAUAUAUCCGUUUUACCAUCUGUGCCUCUGUAUCCUCUGUUACUGAUUUAUGUAACAAUAGGGCCUCUGAAUCCUCUUGGACCACUCACAUACUGUACAGUACAGUCUGUCCUCUGAAUGACUUCAGUGUUAGAACAUCCUGUGUCCAAGGGAAUAUGUGGUUUACAUAAACAUUGAGAACAUCUGGUUUACAAAUGCAUUUCGUUUCCUUACCUUAUAUGAUGCUCUGUCCCUUAGAUUUAUUAGUAUUAAUGUUGAAUGGAUUCCAUAGGUUGAGGUGGAGGAGACUCAAUGUUUCUAUACUACUCUUCCUGGCUGGUCGUUAAGAAAAUCUUGAAUUGGUUAAGUGUUUGUCGUUUGUUCUCGGUAUCUUCAUAACCAUCAAGACUCAGAAGUUCUGAGUCUUGAUUGUUAUGAAGAUAAAAUAACAAACGGCAAACACUUUAAUCUAAUUCAAGACUACUUGAAGAGCAUACAUAGCAUACAACUUCGACAUCUCAAACACCCUUUUUUGCCUUAAACCUAUGGAAUACAUACAAUAGUGAUCAUAAUAAAUCUCAAUGUUCCAAAAAGAUAGUAAAUACAUAAUGGAAACCAGUUGUCCCUUGGACAAGAUUUUCUAAUCACUAAAGUUUUAAACCAUAUUUCAUCACUGACAUCAUUAUUAAAUUACUUAAGUCAUUAACCAGACAAUGACGUACCCUCUAUUCAAGCAGGAAACAAAGGGAGUCGCAUGUUUUACCCGUGUUACAGAGAUGCACAGUUAGCCAUAGAGAAAAGUAGUUCCCGUCACUACAGAAUUACCCCUCACCUCUGUGUUCAUGUCAAUAACUAUUUUUUAAUUAUUUCUCUCUCAGGUCUGCAGUUCCUGGUUCAGUACAGCGUUACUAGGGCCGGGGCCUCGUCUCCAGGCUGGGGCUUCCUGUGUUUGCUGUGUGAGAGGAAGUUGUCAGAUGGACUCAGCGUCGCUCACAUACACAGCUAUGAACACGUCACCACGUUCCUGGUAAAUAUACACACAAAGAUAUACCAAUUUGUUGCUCCUACACAACACAAAAAUACUAUUACAGCCCUCUUAUACAAGUCUGUGUGUGUAGGAGCGUGCCUAUCCAGGCUCUCUGGAAGAGGUAGAGGAGUCUGAUGAGAGGAGGAGCGAAAUACUGCUGGACCUGGCACAACAAGCUGAGAAAAUACAUGCCACCGGGCACCUACAGGUAACACACACUCCACCAGACGUGUCCAGGUAAAACACUCCAAGCCACCACAAAAAACCCACAGUUCUACCCUGUAGUGAUGUAUUGUCCUCAUCUCUCUUCCCUCCCUCUUUCCUUCUCCCCCUAUCCCUUUAUAAGUUCAUGAUAUUGAAACGCUACAUCGGGGAGUCAGUCAUCUACGAGAGAGGUCAGUGUGUGUGUGUGUGUGUGUGUGUGUGUGUGUACAUUUGUUUGGUCACGUUUGUGUGAGUGAUUAACUCUGUAUUCUGUAGCCUUAGUGAUCCUGAAGGCGAUCAAGAAGAGAGAGAACAGGGGAGCACUGAUGCCCCUGCUACCACCUGGCAAGAAACUGGGUUAGUUAGAGGGGAGGGAGAGGUGGGAGAGACAUUUAGCAUUACAGGUAGUGAUGAAGAUGGUGAUAAUGUUACUGUUUCUUAGUUCCCUCCAGUUCGAUCAGACACCAGAGACUGA
Messenger RNA from Coregonus sp. 'balchen', 19588 nucleotides. NCBI's taxonomy places the organism in Eukaryota, Metazoa, Chordata, Actinopteri, Salmoniformes, Salmonidae. The record is from the annotation of a GenBank genome assembly.